Danaus plexippus (monarch butterfly) is the source of this 2558-nucleotide messenger RNA. RefSeq names its product acidic juvenile hormone-suppressible protein 1-like. The transcript is spliced from 9 exons. The record is from RefSeq and is a predicted model, not a curated record. The coding region runs from base 129 to 2240 and encodes 703 amino acids. Lineage: Eukaryota; Metazoa; Arthropoda; Insecta; Lepidoptera; Nymphalidae.
AACGCGUAAUCGCUUGUGCCCCGUUCUAUUUGUUUUAAGUCGGCCGUAACCGGGAUUUUGAAUAAAAACAUCAAAGGGGGUGGUGUGUAUAAAUAUACGAGAAUUAAGAGAAAGUCACAAAACUAGUCAUGGCGCGUGUCGUACUAGGUGUACUCGCCAUCCUGGUGGCUCAGGCCCUGGGAGAAGUCAUCCCUAAGAGCGUUGUACCACCAAAAGUUGUUGACAAUGUCAUUUUACAACGCCAGAUUGAACUAUCCAAUUUGUUCAACCGCAUUGGUGAUCCAGUCCAAAGCUUGGAAUUAAAAUCGAUAGUUGAAUCAUUUGACUGGGAGAAGAAUAUUGAACAUUACAGCAAUGUGACUGCUGUUAAAGAAUUCAUUUACUUGCUCGAACACGAUAUUCUCCAGCCACGUUGGUUUUCCUUCUCUCUAAGUGAGCCCGCAGUACGUCGUGAAGCUGAAAUUGCCUUCAAUUUGUUAUACAGUGCCAAGGACUAUUCAUCAUUCUAUAAGGCAGCUGUUUACUUAAGGCAACAUCUGAAUGAAGCAAUUUUUGUUUACGUAUUGUCUGUCGCUAUUCUCUACCACCCCGAGACCCAGGGUGUCGUUGUACCACCAGUAUAUGAAAUUUUCCCAUCUUACUUCCACAAUGCAGAAAUCAUUAACUUGGCCAAUAAGAUUAAUGUACAUGGAAAGGAAUCUGUAAAGAACUACCCGCAAAGUUACAUGUGGGAUGAGAACGUAGUGAUCAGGUGGAACGAAACUGUUUGGCCAUAUGCCGGACAGGAAAGCGCACCAAUGUCAUACUUUAUGAAUGAUUACUCACUGAACGCUAUCAUUUACAACAAUCAUCUUAGACAACCAUUUUGGCUUGACGAGUCUAUAGUUUCCCAACAUAAACUAAAUUGGGGAGCCUACAAUCUUUUCUUCUAUAAACAAAUUGUCAGCCGUUAUUACUUGGAAAGACUUUCCAAUGGUCUCGGAGAAAUUCCUCUUUUGAACUGGGAUGUUGUAGAGGAAGGUUAUUCAAGCGGUUUGGUCCAUUACAACGGUGUUCCCUUGCCAAUUAGGCCUGAUUACUACCAACUUAACCAACCUAAGCUUCUUGAAUCUGUAGAACAGCUGAAGAUCUAUGAGCGUAGAAUUCGUGAAGCCAUUCAACUAGGAUAUGUUAUUGGUGAAAACGGUGACAAGAUUGAUUUGCGCAGACCGGAAGCCGUGGACGUAAUUUGGAAUAUUAUCGAAGGAAACGACUAUUCUCCCAAUUUAGGUUACUAUGGUAGCAUUUUGAGCUCAUGGAAAAAACUACUUGGCAAUUCUAUUGUAUCUCGUAAAAUGUGGUGGAAAGGAUACGUGCCUCUUGUUAUGUCCUCUGUUUUGGAAAUUCCAUGUGCAGAAGCUCGUGAUCCCGCUGUUUAUAUGAUUUGGAAACGUAUCGUUAACUUGUACGACCUGUGGGUCUCAUAUUUGCCAAAAUACAGAGUAGAGGAUUUGGCUGUACCUGAUGUUCAAAUCCAAAAAGUUGAGGUUGAUAAACUUGUAACUUACUUUGAACAGAGCUACGUCAACAUCUCUAACGUCUUACCAUACAAUGUGGUCGAGUCUAAGGUAAGCCCAGUGAGCGUUUUGGUCCAACGGCCGCAGUUAAACAACAAAGUAUUUAAAGUACGCGUUAAUGUCAAGAGUGAUGUUUCUAAAAAAGUGGUAGUCAAGUUCUUUGUGGGUCCCAAAUACGACAGCAAGGGCUUGGAAAUUCCAUUGCAAGAAAAUUCACAGAACUUCUUCCAAAUUGAUCAAUUCAUUUACGAAUUGCCAGCAGGAGAAUGUGUGAUUAAACGUGAGUCCAGUAGCAACUCAUACAUGAUCGACCAAUGGUUGUCUAAUUCUGAAAUUGUAAGCAAGGUUAGCAAUGUUCUUCGCGGUAACGGUCAGUGGGUAGUUGAUGUAAACAACUUCUACAGUGGAUUCCCUCGUCAUCUGAUGUUACCUAAGGGUCGUAUCGGUGGUAUGCCGUUCCAAUUCUUAGUCUUCAUCAGUGACUACAAACCAUAUAAUGGAUUUUCUGGAAGCUGGAGCGGUGCUAGUCCUAUGCGCGCUGUAUACGAGCCCUACGGUUACCCGUUGAACAGACCGCUGAAUGACAUGUGGAUACACAAACUUCCUAACUUACACAUUAAGGAAGUUCAAAUCUAUCACAAGCCCACGCCUGAAAUUGUUGUACCUAAUGCGAUUUGGUUUUAAGAGUCUCUGAUUACAAUCGGUAGCUCUAAGAUGACACCCGUUAUUUAGUUUAUGUAUCAAAUGUCUUUUAUUAACAUUAUGUAUAAUAUGUGUACGCUAUAAUUUAUACCAAAGACUUUAAUUAGUUACUGAAGUAGUGCCCCUUGUAGCAAUAGUAAAAUAUUUUGUAACAUGUAGUAACAUUCCACAGAUAACCAUAAUAUCAAUUAGCUAUUAGAUCUCAAAAAGUCUUUUGUAUGCUAUAUAUCUAUUUAUAUAUAAAAAUAUUUAUUUAUAUUUUUUCACUACAAUUAUAUAUUUUUCAUAUAUAUAUUAUUU